Rhincodon typus (whale shark) is the source of this 1990-nucleotide messenger RNA. Its product is annotated as N-acetylaspartate synthetase-like. The coding region runs from base 650 to 1291 and encodes 213 amino acids. Gene Ontology annotation, molecular function: N-acetyltransferase activity. Lineage: Eukaryota; Metazoa; Chordata; Chondrichthyes; Orectolobiformes; Rhincodontidae. The record is from RefSeq and is a predicted model, not a curated record. The transcript has a single exon.
CAAAAAUGAAUAGAAAAAAAUUCUAUAAGAAAGAAACUCAGACUAGGUUCCGGUAUGGAACAACUACUGUUUAUUACAAUAAGUUUAUUCUGAUCACAAGCAAACAGCUAUGAACUACCAACUUGUGACUUUACUAGUUCAAACUCUAACCUUUUAAAAUUCCUAUAUACACAUAUAGCUGCACAGAGACAACCAAGAAAACAUUGGUUUUAUGGAUGGAGAGAAUGAAAAUGGGAACCACAGAUCAAUAGGACCAGUCCGUGGGAGAAAAAUACCAACCAUUUGUACAAAAUGGCAAAUGUAAAGGGAACAUACACUGCAAAAUUCAAAAUUACUACCCAGGCAAUACAUCCAAUUGCAUUUUGUAACGAGCAUUCAGCCUUUUUAACCUAACCUGCAAGUACAACUCUAGUUUGUGAUGCACUGGCAUAAGCCUACCAGUAGGAUGUCUUCAUUCAUUUCCCGUUGAUAAUUUAGACUGUCUUUUGCUAGCUUGUGACACUGUUCCUGGACUUGCUACCCACCCCAAAUCUGCCACUGACCCAUGACCACCUCUCUGCUGUGCUUCCUUUUUCAGGCUUGUGGUUUCAAGGUCCCAUUUACAGUUGAAAUGGCUGAGCAUAGGACAUUUGGUGCAAAGUGAACAAGCAUGAUUGGUUGUACACCUACUUUCAUCAUACGUGCAUGCCAAGCAGGAGAUUACCAAAAUGCCAGAAGAAUUGUUGCCAGUGGGACAAUGGAGUUAGUGAUGGUAGCAUUUGAACAGGCUAUUCACUCACUGUCUAAUGUCUGCCUGCUUUUUGCCAGUGGUCAGGUGGUUUAUGUCAUCACUGGUUCAUUGACUUGCAGUAGUUUGAUAUGCCUUGUACUACUGGCUCUCAUUUACCUGGCAUGCUGGCAGGUCUAUGCCAGCUACCUUAGGGAGAGGAUGGAAACAGACAUGGCGCAUAUAGAGGAAUAUUAUCUGAAACCACCUGGAGCUGGCUUCUGGGUAGCAAUGGAGGAAGAGGGAGCUGGGGAGGUGGUAGGUACAGUGGGAGUUAAGAUGGAGCCUGGGGACCCACACUCCUGCCAGCUCUUCCGACUUUUUGUCGAUCAGCGUUUCUGUCGGCAUGGACUGGGCAGGAGGCUGACCCAAAAGGUCCUGGAUUUUGCCAAGCACUAUGGUUACAGAUCCUACCUCUUGAAGACCACCAGUGUCCAAGAACCAGCCAUUUGUAUGUACCAGAAAAUGGGCUUCCAGAUUCAAAGUUCCAGCCCUGUGCCAGGUCCUGUGCUUCUGCGCUUCUGAGCUUGUUAUCCAAAAUUUCAGUGUAUGAAUUGGAAAAGAAUCUGUGAUUGGCAUCCUUGAAUCAGUUGAACUGACAUCCAUCCCUACCCAUCAACGCAGCUCAAUGCAUAGUAAACAAGGCAGAUAUGAGCACAGGAACACCGUUCGGCUCAUCAAACCCGCACUACUAUCAAUAUGAUCAUGGUUUAUUCUCUAUCACAAUGCCAUACUCCACCAUCUCCCCAUCCCUCUUAAUAUUUUUAGCCUCCAGUAACCUGCUUUUUUUUUUUUUUAAUCCUUUUAAAUACAUCCAAUUACACAAUCACCUGUGGUGGAAAAUUCCACAAGUUCACCAUCAUCAGAGUGGAAAAAUAAAUUUCUCUUAUCUCAGUCCAAAAUGGCCUAUCCUGUGUUCUGACAGAAUGACCCCCUCAUUCUGGACCAUCACAUCCGCUCCCUUCUCCUUCCCCUCCCCGGGUGCAGAAGAGGUUUACUAGGAUACUACCUGGAUUAGAGGGUAUGAACUAGAAGGAGAGGCUAGAAAAUCUCAGGUUGUUUUCUCUUGAGUGGCAGAGGCUGAAGGGAGACUUAAUAGCGGUCUAUAAAAUUUAGAUGCAUAGAUAGUCUUUGACUGUGAAGCCUUUUUCCCAGAGUUGAACUGUCGAAUACUAGGGGGCAUGUGUUUAAGGUUACAGGGGGGAAAGUUCAAUGGAGAUGUGA